This is a messenger RNA of Penicilliopsis zonata CBS 506.65, 1106 nucleotides long. RefSeq lists its product as hypothetical. The transcript has a single exon. Lineage: Eukaryota; Fungi; Ascomycota; Eurotiomycetes; Eurotiales; Aspergillaceae. The record is from RefSeq and is a predicted model, not a curated record. Bases 284 to 1066 code for a protein of 260 amino acids.
GGAUGGACUAGAGGAGGCUUCCUUGAAAAACAAACAGAUAGAAUAUCUGAUUCUGGCUUUGAUGAAGAGACAGUGAAGAUCACUAUCUCUUCAUGAAAGCUAUAUUAUCUAUUUAUCACGUGUUCUCAAAAAUCCAGCGAAGUGCACAGGUAGCUUCUUUCACUUUUGACUCCUUCACCUCCCACCUCAUACAGUCGCUUUCUAUUCCUUUUAUUUCAGCACUUUUUCGCUGACUAUAAGACUUAAAUCAACUUGAAAUUUCAAGGCUAAUCCUCGACUUGAAAUGUUCGACUCUCAGCCUACAAAGCGCGCUCGUGCCAAUACAGCCGGCGACGCCCACGACGCCUCCACGCCAGCCGAACAGGACCAUCUCUCCCAGACACGCACCAAUGCAGAGCAACUCGACAAAGCAAGCCUGGUGGAGCUCGUCGCCCAAGCCGUGCGGUUGCAUCCUGAUAUCGAGAACUUGCUAGAUAGUACGCUGCAUCGAAUUCACGAGAGGGAGGGAAACCGCGUGAUCAGCUUCGAAGGGCUGUCCGGUUCGAUCUGGAAGAGCCUGAACGUCACGCACGCCCGACUCAGCGGCUCAAACCAGUACGAUAUGGCGGGCGAAGUGUGUCGUGAGAUCAACGAGACUGUUGAAAGUAUCGCGGCGCGGUGUGGGCCCUCUGCGAACCCGAAGACGCGGUUCAAUGGACUCUCUGUUCUGCGCAAGAUCGGCAAGUCAAUCGCUUACGCUGUGGAUACUCUUGGCCACGAGGUUCAUAAACAAUAUCAGUGGGAUACGUCUUUGGAAGAGGCGAUGGCGAAGAUCAUUCGGUCGAUGGAACGGGAGGAGAGAGAGAGUAUUAGGUGGGAUGAAGGUCCUGAUGCUCUCUGGUUUAAGUUACUGGAGCUGCAGGAUCUGGCGGAGGACUUUUGUAUUUUUGUAGAGCUGAAUGAUGCUGUUGCUCUGCUAGAAGAUGAAGACGAUGAGGAUGAUGAUGAUGAUGAUGAUGAAGAUGAAGAUGUAGAUGAGGUGGAAGACUUUUAUCAGGAGGGCGAGUAUUAUGAGGAGGAGGUCUAGAAGACACUAUAGAGUGAGAGCAUUGCAUAUCGAAUAGGAC